CGACCAUCGGACCGACCGAUGAUUCAUUCCUUACGCUGCCCCGUCUUACCGUCAUGGGGCUCGAUGUCGCCAACAACAACCUCAUGUCGCUCUUAUCCAAGCAAGUCUUGCUCCUCAGCCCGCCUGCGUCCGCCUCGUAACAGCGCUGGCUCGAACCUGUUACACCCUACAAUCCCAGUGCUCGUUGUAUCCAAAAUCCAAGUGCCCGCCACUACGACCGUGCGCCACUUCAAUCCUCCCGCUUUCAUUUCGUCACUGGCUGUGGGGCGUCUGCCACGUCUAUCUCCCUGAUGUCGACUUGUUUUCACGAACUGGUUGACAUAUUUCAUGAAUAAAAUAUGCCAAUCUUCAAAGACCAAGAGCGACGAGAGCUUCUCUACCAUCACGCAUGGCCUGCUAGCUGUCCUGACGACGAUGACGACAUAAAGCCUACCAAGACUCCGAAGCAAGGAGUUGAGAGUUUGGAGGAGGAAGUUAUUGCUGGUACUUCCUCGUGGAGGUCAAAUAUGGAAGCACAUAGCAGCCCUCAAAGGUUGCAAACGAGUGAUCGUGAGGAGUUGAUUCGAAGUAUCAAGAAGGGGGAAAGCCCUACAUGGGUUCCUAAUCGUUCUCUGGAAGAGUAUUUUGCAACUCAUGGAGAUCCUCCACACUCAAGACUUGAAGGCCAGCUGAACAAGGACAAAUCCCAUCCUCUCCUACCGGCCACAAACCUAGAAGAGUCAUUUGACAACGGUUCCAAGUGUGAAAUAUUGACUUGUUGUCCCUCUGAAAUCGAGAGGCCCCGAUCAGCCCUGCAUUCAGGUGACUUUCGCGAGGGAUCACCCCAAGAUCAGGAGCCACGUAGUCAUGAGCCUUUCGAACCGGGCCCCAGCCGUCUUCCUUUUGGCUCUUCUCCAACCACUCCAUGGUAUACACCUCCAAGUCCGCCAGCACCUACAACGCAAGAAAUCGGCUCGAUUUUGGUCAGAAGCCGGGCAAGGGCUCCAUCCUUGAAUUCAUUUUCAUCCUUAAGCUCGUUUUCGUCAAGUUUUAUUCUUAAGGCUCCAACAAGCCCGCUAGUCCACCAGGCCAAUAACACCGACCUUGACUUCUCACCAAAGACUAUAGACCCUCUCGACCUACAAUCUAGCCCUGAGAAGGCUAAUCGUCGUCGCACCUUACCAGCGGAAACCUUUACAUCUUUCCAAUAUUCGCCUCCUGGAUGCCGUCGUGGAGCCAAUGUGCCCACUACUUCCCAACCAUGGAGAAGAGAGGCAACCUUCCCUUACCAAGCCCAUCAGCCCCGAAGGUCAUUAACCUCAGCUUGCACUCUUCAACCGGCGUCAUCUCCGCAGACGCCUUUCAUGGGACGUUCGAGAAGACCGUCCUUUGCCACCGAUAUCUCCUCUCCGCUUCAUCACGCAUCCAUGGUUGGGUCUUACGAGGAAUCUAUUUUGCGGGGCAGAAUGUCAACAACUCCCUCCAAACCUCUGGAUUUUACUGCGCAAAUUGGCGUGCUUGGGAGAGGGAACUGUAAACCUAGCCUGAAGUGUCCACCUCACGUUACUGUGCCAUUUCCUGCCGUUUUUUAUAGCUACCCAACGUCCGGCGGUGGACGAUCAAUCUCGGAUGACAGCCCCAGCCCUUACGUUGGUUUCAUCGAUAUUGAAAAUAGCUUUCCAAAGGAAGACAAAUCAAACCAACGAACCCGCCGACGCUAUGUCAGUCCACCAAAACUGGUGGACAAACAUCUCGAAGUGGACACUACUCUGUCAGAGGUGAAUACAAAUGUUCCAACGCAACAGGAAUGGCGUAGGAGGGAGAAACGAUCCCGGCGGUCACCAUCUCCAAAAGCACCACCUGGAGGAUGUUACAGGAUACCUCAACAAGGCCAACUACAGAUCAUCAUAAAAAAUCCCAACAAAACCGCAGUGAAACUUUUCCUUGUUCCUUACGAUUUAGAGGGGAUGGAGCCGGGAACUAAAACCUUUAUCCGACAGCGAAGUUAUUCGGCUGGACCGAUUAUCGACAUGCCCCUGUCAGCAAGGACAAAUUCAGAAGCUUAUUUGGGCAUGGGGGAUUCAGCUGACAAACCGGUACUUAGAUAUCUGAUACAUCUAAAUAUCUGCUGCCCUUCCCGUGGCCGCUUUUAUCUUUACUCAGGAAUCCGAGUCGUUUUUGCAAACAGAGUCCCGGACGGCAAAGAGAAACUGCGAAAUGAAGUUCAAUAUCCUGAUCCUCAGUAUAGCCCUUAUAAACCCGCCAAGGAAAUUAAUAAGUUAACCGCGGAAAAUGCCAUUAGGCACAGAAGUUCUGGUUAUAGACCUAAUUUACUGCCCAUGGCUCCGAUGAGGAUGAGCUUCGAUAAUUACGAAACUAGCCUUUUUGCUCGGGCACCUCCGGUAGCUCCAUUGGAGACAUUCAAUUUCAAUCUUCCCGUUCAUAUGUCGGGCAAGGCUAGUCCAUAUGCCCCAGAUUAUCAGGACACUGAGAUGGAACAACAUGAUCUACUUCACCAUCAGAACCGGUAUGGAGGUUUACAGGGCCAAGCUAGCCCUAACAAAGGUGAUCUGACCCCUCUACUGCUGACCCCAAGAAUUCCCUCGCCUCCUCCACCCGACCUAGGAAGUUCGACUACAGGCACAGACAACAUGUACAGCAAACGCCAAAGGGGUGACGUGGGAUAUGGAAGCCCAUUCAGGAUGACACCCAUGGGACACGAGACGGGAGCAAGCCUAUUGGCGCGAAAACUGAGACGGCUAGAUGUCGUGUUAGGUCCGGACUUGCCGGAUGAAAAAUAACAUUUACAUGAUAUAUAGAUGUGCGAACGAUCUAUUCGAAAAAUGGCCUUGAUCAGCUUCAAUGGCGCGCCGGCGCUCAUCCACAUGGUCAUUCGACUGGAAUGGUUUUCCUUUUUUGGUUCUGAGGCUCAAUCCACUCUUUCUCUAACGUUUCUUUUAUUCUCCUUUCGCGUCGUUUAUAGACAAACUGGUGAGGGAAUCACAACGGCGUUGGAUCGGAUGGUUAACCCAACACAAACUAAAAGAACCUAGGAACGAGACUGAAAGUGUUAUAUAUCCGCGAUCAAAUUACUCCCAGUACUUUUUUUUUUUUUUUUUUUUUUUUUUUUUGGUUCCUUUUGGUCUAGCCUGGCUUUAAAUAUGCUUCAUUUCCCUUUCCCAUUCCAGUUAUGCCUCAACUAUGGUUUGCAAUGGCUUCAAUAAUUUGUAUAUGUGCAAUAUAAGUGUAUCCAUUUUGCGAAAACUCCGCUUCUUCACUAGCUCAUUUAACGCUCUUUUAUUUCCUCUCUUUGUUCUUUCC
This is a messenger RNA of Blastomyces gilchristii SLH14081, 3300 nucleotides long. RefSeq lists its product as uncharacterized. Lineage: Eukaryota; Fungi; Ascomycota; Eurotiomycetes; Onygenales; Ajellomycetaceae. The record is from RefSeq and is a predicted model, not a curated record. Bases 339 to 2780 code for a protein of 813 amino acids. The transcript is spliced from 2 exons.